GCGCCGCGCGCGGGGGACAGCGGCGGACGGCGGCGGCGGCGGCAUGCGGCUGCUCGCGCUGCCCACGGUGGGCUAAGGCGGCCGCAGCACAGGCGGGAGGCGCGGCGGCCGAGCAAGCCGAGGGUGCAGCCAGCCGGGCGGACCGCAGACAGCGGCCGGGGCACCGCACCAUGGGCCGUGCCGGGGGCGGGGGCCCGGGCCGGGGGCCGCCGCCACUGCUUCUGCUUCUGGGGACCACGCUGAUCCUGACUGCCGGGGCCGUUCCGGCGCGCGAGUCGGGCAGCGCGAUUGAGGCCGAGGAGCUGAAGAGCGGCCUGGCAUGGGAGCCUCGUGCCAACUACACGCGGGAGGAGGCUGGCCUGCCAGUGACUGGGGAAGAUGAGACCUCGUGGACAGCUACUGGCAGCGAGGUGACCGCUGUGGGUCAUGGGGUCGGGCCAGAGGAGGUACUGGAGGCAUCUGCUGCAGUGACGGGCAGCGCCUGGCUAGAGGCAGACAGCCCAGGUCUGGGUGGAGUGACCGCAGAGGCCGGCAGUGGUGAUGCCCAGGCCCUUCCCGCUACACUUCAGGCUCCUGAUGAUGCCCUAGGGCAGUCUACAAUGCCACCUGCCACUCCUGAGGCUACUGAAGCCAGCGGACCACCCUCCCCUAUUAUUGAUGACAAGCUGAACUCAGGCUCUGAACUCCCCAAGGAAAGCCCCUUGGAGGUUUGGCUGAACCUGGGAGGCAGCACACCUGACCCUCAAGAGCCAGAGCCCACUUACCCCCUUAAAGGCACACUAGAGCCCCAGCUGGCCUCAGAUAUAAUCGACAUCGACUACUUUGAAGGACUAGAUGGUGAGGGUCAUGGUGCAGACCUGGGGAACUUCCCAGGAUCACCUGGAACCUCAGAGAACCACCCUGAUACUGAGGGAGAGACCCCUUCCUGGAGCCUCCUUGACUUAUAUGAUGACUUCACCCCCUUUGAUGAAUCUGAUUUUUACCCUACCACAUCUUUCUAUGAUGACUUGGAGGAAGAGGAGGAGGAAGAUGAUGAUGACAAGGAUGCAGUGGGAGGUGGAGACCUGGAAGAUGAAAAUGACCUUCUUCUGCCCUCUAAGAAGCCUGGUAUGGGGCCUGGAACAGGCCAGCCCACCAGUCAGUGGCAUGCUAUCCCUCCACAACAUACUCUAGGGAUGGUUCCUGGCAGCAGCAUAGCCCUCAGGCCCCGCCCAGGAGAACCAGGCAGGGAUCUGGCCUCAAGUGAAAAUGGCACUGAGUGUCGCAGUGGCUUUGUGCGGCAUAAUGGCUCUUGCCGGUCAGUGUGCGACCUGUUCCCAAGUUACUGUCACAACGGCGGCCAGUGUUACCUGGUGGAGAACAUAGGGGCCUUCUGCAGGUGCAACACACAGGACUACAUCUGGCACAAGGGGAUGCGCUGUGAGUCCAUCAUCACAGACUUCCAGGUGAUGUGCGUGGCCAUCGGCUCAGCCGCUCUUGUGCUGCUCCUGCUCUUCAUGAUGACAGUGUGCUUUGCCAAGAAGCUCUACCUGCUCAAGACAGAGAACACCAAGCUGCGGAGGACCAACAAAUUCCGGACCCCAUCUGAGCUCCACAACGAUAACUUCUCCCUCUCCACCAUUGCGGAGGGCUCUCACCCAAACGAUGAUCCUAGUGCUCCCCACAAAAUCCAAGAAGUCCUGAAGUCCUGCCUGAAAGAGGAGGAGUCCUUUAACAUCCAGAACUCCAUGUCACCCAAACUUGAGGGUGGCAAAGGUGACCAGGCUGACUUGGAGGUGAACUGUGUCCAGAAUAACUUAACAUAAACAGAGCAAGAAGAGAGGAAAUGGGGGGCGGGGGUAGGGAAAGAAGGUGAUCUCCUCUGGUACAGAGUCUAUUUCUUGUAACCAUUUGUUAAACUCUUUUUCCUUUUCUGAUCUCAUGGCAUGCUUUGAUGUAUUUUGUACAGGAGGGGGAGACACUUAAAAUAAGAAACUGAACAGAAUUGCAUACAUUGGAUUGUUUUGUCUGUGCUGUCUGUACAUUGCUUCUGCUGCUGUGAUUUCUAAACCUACGCUGUUAUUCAACUGACCUUUUUUUUUUUUGUACUUUGACCCACCUUUUUUUGGAAUACCAGUAAAAAUACAAAGUUCUUGAAAUAAAACUUUUUAAAAAG
Messenger RNA from Castor canadensis (American beaver), 2155 nucleotides. RefSeq names its product chondroitin sulfate proteoglycan 5 (gene Cspg5). Gene Ontology annotation, cellular component: synapse. Gene Ontology annotation, biological process: cell projection morphogenesis. NCBI's taxonomy places the organism in Eukaryota, Metazoa, Chordata, Mammalia, Rodentia, Castoridae. The record is from RefSeq and is a predicted model, not a curated record.